AUGCUUCCAGCGACCAGAACAUCUGUCGAGACAUCGGCUGAACCGUACGUGCUCAUUGGAGGGCUUGUGACAUCCGGACAGAACGAGAUUGACCAGUCCGCAGACUCCCCCAAGCAAAUAUAUCAAUGUUCUUCGUGCCCUAAAAGAUUUGUCCGGAAGGAUUUACUGCGCCGACAUGAAAAGCGCCACGAGAGAGGCAUGUGGUUUCGGAAUUCUGGCGGCAUCGUCUCUUCAGCGCCUUCACGGCAAACCUCGGAUCCAGAUACUCAACGCCGCAGCAUUGAACCAGCAUCACACUCAACUGCUGAACCGGAGCAGUUUUCUGGAAUACCGACAGCCUCCACAAUGAACAGCCCACCGGGGGAUCCUCCCAACAUGAUGGACACCGUCGUUCCCGAUGGAACGGUGACUUCUCUAUUUAUGGACCCCUCUUUUACUGGCUCGGAUCCAUUGCUGGACUUCGAAUGGCUUUUCGACAAUGUUCCAACGGACUUCAGUGCUCCUGCUGAUGGCGGGUUGACCGAUAUUAUCUCGCCGGGCCAUAGUGCUUCAACCACGGAGAUGUCGCCCCCUUCCUUCCCCAUGCAGUCGCAAAAUAUUCGCCUGCCAGCCCCGGCCUCGCCAUAUUCUUUUGCGCCCUGGGUAAUUGUCCAGGAUCGAUUAUUUGAUGCCCUUAGUACCCUUCCUCAUGAACUCAUCACCUCGUCUUUUUUCUCUCCAUCCAAUCUCUCCCACUUCUAUGAUCUGUACUUCGAGAACUACCAUCCCCAUUUUCCUAUCCUACACAAAUCGACUCUUGAUCCUACUACGGCUCCACCUCUUCUCAUGACUGCCAUUGUGACACUGGGAUCUACUUUGUCGAGUGAACCUGCUCACUUUGAAGGAGCAGUCAAGAUUCAUGACUCCUUGCGGUAUAUUAUCUUCAAUACCCCGGAUUUUGAGCCGCCUGCUGCACUAUGGUGCGUUCAAACGCUCCUGCUCAUCCAAGCACAAGAGAAAAUGUUUUCUACUAGAAAGCAUCAUCAAUUGGCACACAUAUUUCACGGAGCUAUAAUAACUCUUAUGAAACGAGGCGUCUCAUACGCCUCAGACCAUCAAGGGUCUUCAGACCUGGAGCAGUCUUGGCGACAUUGGAUUGACAUUCAGUCAUCGAACCGCACGGCAUUUUUCGGCUUUGUCAUGGAUGCACAGCAUAGCUUUAUGUUUGGUCAUACUUGCGUCCUCUCAGUCCAGGAUGUACGCCUUCCUUUACCGUGUCCCGACUACGUGUGGGAGUGUAAUAACGCUCAAGACUGGGAACGAAUGAUGAGAAGACUUCCAGAACCACCAGGCUUCUUGCCUGUGUUGAAGAAGCUUCUGGCUCGCACUCCAAUCCCGCCGCACUGCGAUGCAUAUGCCCGUCUGAUUCUCCUUCAUGGACUUUUCAGCGUUACCGCCCAUUUAAAAGCCAGGGAGUCUGCCACUCUGGGUGUGGGUGGCAUUCCAGUUGGUGGUUCCCCCCGGUUGGGCCCUGUCGAUAGUUGGAAAGAGACUCUAGAGAAGGCUAUGGACACAUGGUCAUUUUGCCUGGUCUCACGAAGCUCGUCAUUGGCACUGGAAGCAUCCAAACCACUUCAUCGGAUGGCAUAUGUCGCCAUUUAUACCGAAAUUACGGAUAUGCAUAUCCUGGCUGGGGCUCCGUCUCUUCUGGGAAAUCUUCUCUCUGAGGCUGAUCUGACAGGAGCAACCUCUCGGGUGUGUGCCUGGAGUGAAAAGCCAGAGUCAAAGAGAGCUAUCUACCACUGUCUCCUCCUUAUCCAGGAGGUCCUUUUUACGGGUAAGGUGUACCGAGCUGCUCACGACAAUCUUUCACUUCGUCCCUGGUCUCUAUACCACGCUGCCCUUAUUCUGUGGGCGUAUGGAUUCAUGGCUGGGAAACGAGCUCCUGUGUCCGACGGACAAGGCUCCUGUGGUGCCGAAGAAUACUUGGUUCGCAUGCUCAUGCUUCUUCGGCAUGAUUCUGAAAACAUCGUACAUGUGUCACAACAGACCCGUGAACUUCUAAAAACCGUUCGAGAGUGUUUAGAGGGUUGUCGGUGGGAAUUGCUGCAUGAAGCGUACGAUACCUUGGGGAAAUUAAUUGAAAUGUCAUAG
Penicillium riverlandense is the source of this 2133-nucleotide messenger RNA. RefSeq names its product C2H2 finger domain transcription factor. The record is from RefSeq and is a predicted model, not a curated record. Gene Ontology annotation, cellular component: chromatin. Gene Ontology annotation, molecular function: RNA polymerase II cis-regulatory region sequence-specific DNA binding; DNA-binding transcription factor activity, RNA polymerase II-specific; zinc ion binding. The coding region runs from base 1 to 2133 and encodes 710 amino acids. NCBI's taxonomy places the organism in Eukaryota, Fungi, Ascomycota, Eurotiomycetes, Eurotiales, Aspergillaceae. The transcript is spliced from 3 exons. Gene Ontology annotation, biological process: regulation of transcription by RNA polymerase II; DNA-templated transcription.